AUGAAGGUCGCCGUCGCGGGCACGGGCAAUGUCGCCCAAUACCUCUUCGAGGAGCUCACCAACCACGGACACGAAGUAGUGGUGCUCACCCGCAAGACGAAGCCGAACAUCAAGCUCGAGCAGCGCGAGACCGACUACAGCGUCGCCUCCCUCAUCACCAACCUCGCCGACACCGAUGCCCUAAUCUCUACCGUCGCCGACUUCCUCGACCCCAAAAUGACCACGCGGCUCCACCUCACUAUGCUCUCCGCCAUCCAGCAAUCCACGCGCUGCAAAACCUUCAUCCCCUCAGAAUGGACCCUCAACGCCGAAGACCACCCGGAACAGCCCAUGCCCAUGCACGAGCACACCCAAACCCUGCACGGCGCACUCAAGGCCGCCGACCCCUCCAUCCGCUGGACCAUCAUCUCAAACUCCUGGUUCCUCGACUACAUCGUCCCUCAAUCCCAACGCCAUCUCCGCGACAUCGGCCCCCUAUGGCCCAUGGACCACGCCACCAAGACCUUCACCAUCUACGGCCCGGGCACGCAGCGCUUCAGCGUCGUCGCCGUGCGCGACGUCGCCCGCGCCGUCGCCGCUUUACUCGACAGCACCGCACCCUGGGAGCAGUACACGUACGUCGCGGGCCAGGAGGUGUCGUGGAACGAGCUGUUUGAGAUCAUGCGCGAGCGGGAUCCGGCCUGGAAGCGCACGGUCAAGCCGUUGGCGGACACGGUGAGGCAUGUCCUGUCGGGCAAUGCCGACGAGGCGCUGGUGGGGUAUUUUGAGUUGUUGACGUACUCGGGGGCGUCGCUGCUGCCGAGGGAGCGCGUCGAGAGGGAUCGCGCUAGGUACUUCCCGGGCAUCAAGUUUCGGAGCAUCGAGGAGGUUUUGGAUGAUGCGGCGGCGGCGAGGCCGGGUGAGAUUGUGUAG
Messenger RNA from Cyphellophora europaea CBS 101466, 912 nucleotides. RefSeq lists its product as uncharacterized. Lineage: Eukaryota; Fungi; Ascomycota; Eurotiomycetes; Chaetothyriales; Cyphellophoraceae. The transcript has a single exon. The coding region runs from base 1 to 912 and encodes 303 amino acids. The record is from RefSeq and is a predicted model, not a curated record.